Messenger RNA from Naegleria gruberi, 561 nucleotides. RefSeq lists its product as uncharacterized. Bases 1 to 561 code for a protein of 186 amino acids. The record is from RefSeq and is a predicted model, not a curated record. The transcript has a single exon. Lineage: Eukaryota; Heterolobosea; Eutetramitea; Acrasida; Naegleriidae.
AUGAUCUGCAACAGAACAUUGAGUAUUAUAUCAACGAAUGAAGAUUCUGGUUCAUCUUGUUUAUUUGGAGUUGGAAAAAAUUACUUUUUCAAGUUAUUAAGUACUCCACAAGGAGAGGCCAUGCUUCAUCAAUCUAUUAGAAAGGAAAUUGACAAGUUUAUAGAUCCAAAUCUUGAGGUUAUUUGCUCCCAUCCUAAUUCUUUUUUGGAAAAGGUGCUAUUCAAUGAUAUUCUUGGAAGGUGUUUAAUUACAAUGAUCCAAUCUCGUUCAACACACAGAGGAGAAUGUAUUCAUUAUCUCAAAAUUAUGAAUAAUCUAUUAGAAAUUCUAAAGGAGCCGACCAAACAUUUUACACAUGUCGAUCUAUUGAAAGGAUUAUUACAAUUGAAAAGUUCAACAAUGGAUGCUUUGAGGUUUGAAAAUCAGUCCAUGAGGGCACAAUUAUUGAGAUAUGAACAAACCCUGAGAGAAAUUUGCAAUAUUUCCAGAACAACAGAUUCAUCACACAUGGCAGAAAGUUUGGAUAAUAUAUAUCAAACUUGUAAAAAGGUUCUCCAAUAG